Molecule: messenger RNA, 2182 nt
Organism: Clarias gariepinus (North African catfish)
Lineage: Eukaryota; Metazoa; Chordata; Actinopteri; Siluriformes; Clariidae
Gene: cldn33b
Product: claudin 33b
Exons: 1
Coding region: 190-855 (221 amino acids)
Biological process (GO): cell adhesion; bicellular tight junction assembly
Cellular component (GO): bicellular tight junction; plasma membrane
Molecular function (GO): structural molecule activity
Source: RefSeq, a predicted model, not a curated record
UUUAGUGUUUUACCUCUCUAGUUGAGAUGAUAUGUGCAUUUUUGAGGCGAAACUGACCGGCUGUGAAGUAGUUGGAGUGGUCAGGACUAAUUGGCUCAAAGACCCCUCUCUAUUUCUCUCUCUGCCUGUGUCUCUCUCCUUAAACAAGAGCUCCAGAAUUCUACCCAGACGUGAGGCCGGAGGAGUGCCAUGUCGAAUACGUGUUCCAGUACUCUGGAGCUGCUGGCUAUGAUUGUGGGGGUGGGGGCAUCGCUUUGCUCACUUGCUGCUACACUCAUGCCCAGUUGGCUGAGCCUCUCCACUGAGCUGCUGAUUGUGGAGAGCUAUGAGCGUGGCCUUUGGGAGUCUUGUGUGGUGCAGGAGGUGGCAGGUACUGAGUGCCGUGCCUUUGAAACCAUUUUGGGUCUGUCGCAAAACAUCACACUGGCGCGAAUUUUCAUGUGCAUGUCAGACGCUAUAGGACUCCUGGGCCUCCUGAUUGCUGUCCCCGGUCUGAGACUGGUUAAAAGUUGUGGGGGGUCGCAGGGACGGCGAGUGAAGAAUGGCCUCAAGAUCACGGCAGGGGUGUUUGCCCUGACGGCUGGCAUCCUUGUCCUCUAUCCUGUCUCCAGUAUCGCCCAUGAGACAGUUUUGAAGUUCCAUGACCACACCGUGCCUCAUACUGUGCCUCGCUGGGAGUUUGGUGAUGCAUUGUUCGUCGGCUGGGCUGCAGGUUUGUUUCAGGUUGUCUCUGCAGUGUUGUUCUUCACCUCCUGUUGUGGAUUAGAAGAGAACGAGAUGCACUUUGUAUACCAGCACCAGGAAAAGCUCGAGCCUGUCAACAGCCUGUCCAAAAAGCGUGUUGAGUAUGUUUAACACGAGCCAAGAAAUAUUCUGUGUCAAGAAAUAUUCUCUAAUGUGGCAGAACCGUUAAACUGAUGAAAUUUCCCUUAUAAUGUACACUGCUUUCACUUAUAUUUGGUUCAGCAGGUAACCUGUUUGAUUAAAUCUGUUGCUAUGUAAUAUUUUUCACUGCACUCAUAUUAGUAUUAGUUUUUUUUUUUUUUUUAUUACUGUUAUUAUUAUUAGCUGGUUUAAAUCCAUGCCCUUAAACUGCUUAAAUAUAUGCAUUUAUGUUUUUUCUCAAGAGAUAUUUUCUGAUUUUGAUUUUCUGCUUGAUUUAGCAGUUCAUAGUGUGCAACAGUGCAUCUAAUAAAAUUUUGGUGAUAUAUUAAAAAUGUACAAUAUUAUAGUUUGAUAUUAACACUGACAUAUUUUUUGAGUGUAUUUCUGUAGAUACUGUCAUAUACCUAGAUAUUAUACUUUUUUAUUAGUCUACAAUAAUAAUAAAAUAAAUAGGCAGGAAAACUGAUUUUAAAAACCUCUUCAUGUUAAUUACGAAUGCCGCUAUUGUUAAUAAGUGACUGGGAGAAAAAAAUGGCAAACAUUUCACAAUAAACCACAUGAAAAUGGGUCACUAAAUGUCAGAUUUGGGCUAAAUGCAUGCACAUCACUUAGCAAACUUGAUACAGUGAAAUCCCUACUGUGGAUUUAGGACUUUCAGAGUUUAAUAGAAUCCAGUUGGACACUGGGGAAUUUGCUGUGUACUUGUAGUACUUUGGAAUAAGGUUACGGUUGUGCUUGAGUUUAAUUGCAACUGAUGGUCUCUCUGUACUGUAUCAACAAGUAGAUUAAGCUGUGUUUAAUGAAGCCUCUAACGAACAGCAUGUUCUAAUGAGGAAUGCCGAACAGAACCACCUUGCUGCCUCCUUUUUAUGUUGAUUACUCUGAUAUGACCUGGUUAAGAAUUCAACUGCCCAGUUUAUCCUGGAAGAAGAGAAAACUACAAGAGAAACUGAAUGACUUGGCAAAGAAACAUCUGGCUCAUAAAAUAAUAAUCACUUUUUCAGCCCAUUUUCUUUACUAAGCUUUGAAAUAACUGUAUUGUUAAAUGUGAGAUUGAGAACGGUGGCUAAAUAGCGGUACAAUGAUGUACAAGAAAUGACUUAAUACUAGUAAUACUAGUUUGAUUUUCACAGCACACAUAAAUUCUAUAUUUUGCAUUACCCAUACUGAAAAAAUGAAGGAAACAUCUGUCUCAAUAAUCACUGUAUUAAAACACCUAUCUACUCACUGCUAGUGUGUUAUUAUACAUGUUUUUGCCCAAUAAAUCUUUUGUUUCUUGUACAAAUAAACAGCACCA